Messenger RNA from Candidula unifasciata, 1051 nucleotides. NCBI's taxonomy places the organism in Eukaryota, Metazoa, Mollusca, Gastropoda, Stylommatophora, Geomitridae. The record is from the annotation of a GenBank genome assembly.
UUAUGAAGAUAACAUGGAAUAUAAGAAACAGAUAACUCCUCGUCAACGACGAGUAGGAUAUCCUCCAGUCACACCGAGUGCUUGUGUAAAGGACAGUGUCCUGAGUGGAGUUUUUGACCAUGUUUGGCAAGAAAUUAUGUCUUGGAUGAGGGAACUGUUAACCAAGUAUACAUCAGAGAUUUCAGAUUCAAGAAAACAUGUAGCUUCAUUUUCAAGUCCAAGCAUGAAUCCAUCCACUGUCAUGUCCAGAGAAGUCUCACUGAUCUUACCUGCCAACAGACAACAUUCAUUCCUACAUUCCAACACUCACAUGGGUAGUGGCAGUACAGAGAAAUCUAUCAAUGAACUUCUGCACAUAUCCAGUAUGUCCUUAAAGAACAGGCCACAUGGGCAUCAUAUCGAUCCAUCAGAGCCUCAUAUUCUGGGUGGUCCUUCUACUCAGUCUGGAUCCAGUUUAUCUCUGUCUCGGCCACCAAGCAUUCAUAGGCUCUCACUACGAGGAGCCAGAGGAGGUCGUCUUGCCCCUAUAGCAAAGACACCAAGUCUUGAUGAAGAUAAAACCAGUAACCAUACUACAGAAGCUUUAAGGGUCAAGGGGCGGAACCCAAUAAGCAAUGAGUUGCUACAUUCUCCAUCCUCAAACUUCCAAAGAAAUGUUUCCUUGCCACCUUUAGAUAUAGUGAGGACACAGUAUAGAAAACUACAUCAGGGACACAGGGCUGCUAGUGCCAUUGACAACAAAGAUGUGCGCUUGUUGUCCUACAGAGAGAAGACAUAUUUUGUGGCUGACUUGGCCAGGCCAAACACUACAAAUGCCAUGCGGGAUUCUGAUACUCAGUAUAAUGGAAACCAAAGCAGGAGGUCCUCGACAGCCCUGGGAAACACUUACUCUUCCAGAAACCAUGUACUCGUUAAUCGAUCCCUUGAUAUCCGAGGGAACAGUCUGCAGUUAGGAGGCGACUCAGUCCACAUUCAUCCAGAUAUCCAGGAGGACCUGCAGGAGGGUACAGGGGAGGACAUAUAUCACACACAUUGGAGUAAGUCACCUUGA